GGCCAGGCGCACGACCGAGCCCCAAAAAUGGCAGCCACGCCGGCGACACCACAGGUGCACAUCGAGUCCGUACAGACGGGCUUGCCGACUCGCGCCGUUGAGCCGGACAGGACGCGCUACAUCGCCGUGCCCGCGCCGCCGCUCCCGGAGACCGCGCUGCAGCGGCGCCUCCGUGUGGUGCUGUACUACAGCGCCGAUGAUCACGCGCCGUGGGAGGAAGGUAUAUGGGUAAGGGAGUCGCUGGGCGAGGCGCUGUGCUUCUUUCCGGAGAUGGCGGGCAGGCUCCGGCGCCGGGCCGACGGGGACGGGUCGUGGGAGGUGAAGCUGAACGACGCAGGGGUGAGGUUCCAGCAGGCGACGGUGGAGAUGAGCAUGGAGGAUUUCCUGGCGGACAAGGACCGGGCGCGGAAGGAAGCCGCGCUGGCGCCGUGGGUCGACGUGAGCGCCGAGGAUCCUGAUAUGUGCUCGCUCCUCUUCAUGCAGCUGAAUUGGUUCCAGGACGGGGGAUACGCCAUGGGAGUGAGCUGCACGGUGCUGCUGUGUGACCCGCUGUCGCUGGCGAGGUUCCUCCUCAAGUGGGCGCGCACGCACAAGGAGAUCAAGGAGCAAAACAAGCUCGUCCUCAGGCCGAUCAUGCAGUACAUGGCAUACUUCGAGCGGCCGGAGAUCUGCUGCAGGCGCAUCAGGUCCUUGCCCAUCGACUCUGUCGCCGCCGACGGCGCCCACGCCCAGACCGUGCUCUUCAGGACCGCCGCCGGCUCCGCGACCGGCGACCUCCGCACGCUCGCAGCGGCCUGUAUCGACCAGGCGAGCGAGGAGCUCAAGGUGGACAGGGUGUCGCCGUUCACGCUCGUCGUCGCCCCCCGAGACUCCGCCCGCGGAGCGACCACCGUCGAGACGUCGGUCACGGCAGAUGGCCUGAAGAAGGGUGGCGCCGGCCAUGCGCUGGAAGCCGCGGGGUGGAGCGAGCUGAGGCUGGAGGAGGUGACUCUCAGGGGCGUCAAGCCCGUGCAUGUGUCGUACAGAAUUGCGGCGGGCGGAGACGAAGGGCUCGUCGUCGUCAUGCCUGACGGCGAUGGUUUCCUCGUCACGGCGACUAUUCCGGAGUAG
Triticum aestivum (bread wheat) is the source of this 1110-nucleotide messenger RNA. RefSeq lists its product as uncharacterized. Gene Ontology annotation, molecular function: acyltransferase activity, transferring groups other than amino-acyl groups. Bases 28 to 1110 code for a protein of 360 amino acids. The transcript has 2 exons. The record is from RefSeq and is a predicted model, not a curated record. Lineage: Eukaryota; Viridiplantae; Streptophyta; Magnoliopsida; Poales; Poaceae.